GCAGCCUCGGAGCACGGCACGAGCUGGAGCACUCCGUCGUCUCCUCUGCAAAAAAAGGGGAAAAAAAAAAAAAGGAAUUACCAGCUGGAAAAAGAAUAAUGGAACGUUGUCUAGAUGAAAAUUGUAACUCCACUUGCCCAGAUAUUCCCUAUGAAGAGAGUCAGACACUUCUGGUUGCUGUUUACAGCAUUGUUUUUGCUAUAGGCCUUCCAGCAAAUUGCUUAACUUCUCUGCUUACAUUUGUACAAAUCCAAAGGAAUAAAGUGGUUGCCAUCUACAUUUUCAGUUUAUCAUUGUGUGAGCUGAUGUAUUUAAGCACCUUGCCUUUCUGGAUUAUCUAUGUGAAAAAUGGACACAAGUGGACCAUGAGUGACACUGCUUGCAGAGUAACAGGAUUCAUCUUUUUCUGCAAUAUCUACAUCAGCAUUCUGCUUUUGUGCUGCAUCUCUCUGGAUCGUUACGUGGCACUGGUGUAUUCUCUGGAAUCAAGAGGGAGAAGAGGACAGAAAAAGGCCAUCAUAAUAGUCUGUUUUCUCUUUGCUGUGGUUGCAGUAAUCCACACUCCAGUAUUUUAUAUGGAAGAUAAGCAAAAAUGUACAGAUAUGAAAACCUGCUUUGAGACAGUGCCCCUUAACAUUUUAUUGGCUUCUUUCAGCUUUGCUAGAUUCCUAUUUGGAUUUGCCAUACCCUUCACAAUCCUCAUUUUUACAAACUACAAAAUUUUCCAAACUACAAAAAGAAGCAGCAGUUUGACUUGUCGCCAGAAAGCCAAAGUGAAGUAUGUGGCUAUUGCCAUUAUUGUUAUUUUCUUGAUCUGCUUUGCUCCAUACCAUGUGGUGCUCAUAAUAAGAGCCAUAUACUUUAUGUUUCAUCAGGACUGCCCAUGUCCAUUUGAAAAUAAGAUAUAUUCAGUUUUUACAGUGUUUCUGUGUUUAGGCACUGCAAACGGUGUUGCUGAUCCAAUCAUCUAUGUUCUGGUCAGUGAAAAUGUCAGAGAAGACUGUUACAGGAGCCUGAGAAGAUGGAGAUGGAACUCAUCCAAGCUGAAUUCAUCCAUUGAUCACAAUACUGACAGCAGGAAAUUGGAAACGCCAAAAGAAUCAGAGGAAGGGGGCCAAAGAAAAGAAAACAAAGAAAUAAAAGAUUCAUCCAACAUUCAGAAGGCCUGUACUAGUGGCAGAGACCAGGAAAGUGGCACCUAGCUGAUAGCUGCUGGAACAAAUAAGUUCCCAAUGCCAGCUGAAGGACACAAGUUUUUACAUGCUGACAUCAUCUUGUACAUCCUGCAUGGGCCAUUAACUCCUUGAGGACACUAUGGGAGCAAUAAUUCACAUUUCUGUUUGUCUCCUACAAUGAACUUUGCCCACCAGUAUCAUUGGUGAAAAUACUGCUUUGUGAAGGAUAUGUGGAAUAAACUAAGUAAUUUACAUUGACUCAAAUUGGGAUCUUAAAAGCUUAUUUUUUUUGACUGACUCUUUCUCAUAUGAAAUGAAACCAAAAUUUUAAAAAGCACUGCUGAGGAAGACAAUGUACCAUUCUUAUGAUUGAAAUUUUUGCUUCUUGAGGAGGUACAUGUUCAGGUUCUCAUACAUGUGCUCUGCUGUUAACAUUUGUGGUUAACCAGUGGAAAAUAUUAAAAAUGAGUAAGUAAGUUGUUCAACAAGAGCCUUGAACAUUUUCCUCGUAUACCAGUAUGUGGCUUCAGGUACAUCACACAUUCCAGAAUUAGAGGAAAAAAUAAGUGGCCUGAUAACACAGACCAACAGUACUGCUGCUGCAUUAGACAAGAUCCUGGACUACCCUGAAAUUCUUAAAAUGUACAAUUCUAAUGCUUGGUAGUUUACAAUUAGUAAAUUUUACUUGUUUUGCAGGCAGAUCUAGAAUGCACUGAAAUAUACAGAAAAUGUAUAUGUUUCCAAGUGGAGUCAGAGACUGCUUUUAUGCCAUCUGCAAACAUUUGUUGAACUCAUGUUUAGUUUCUGACUAAGCUAACCCUUCCCUUUUGUUAUUGACCCCACUUUUACUGUGUAGGAGCCUGUAGCAGGUAUGGGUAGACUCACAGGUGGUAUGGAAGGCCAGCAGUCUGGAGAGCACAGUCCUUCCUCACCACAGCUGGGAACUCUCUCAGAUAUCCUGGGGCAAAUUUCAUUAUUGCUGCUGCCACUUCUGUUAUUAAUAACUUAUUGAUAGUAGUGCCUUGUGCCUUCAAACAAGAAUUUAAAAGAUAAGAAUGAUACAAAUCUGGCAGUGUUCAUCUAAACAAUUCCAUCUUUUUGUGUGAUUCAACAGACACAUCAAGAAUCAGUUUGAGUAUGAGUUUGUAGAAUGUUUCAUAGCAUCAUUCCAUUUAAUCUGUGGUGUUGUAUUUCUGUGACAUGUUGAAAUUGUUAUUGAUGUUGACAUUUCUGCAUUGAAUUAAUAUUAAUAUAACUGCAAUACUUUUUAUUAUCUUUAAAUUGCCAUAGGUAUUUCUGUAUAUUAUAUUUUAUUCUUAUAUAUUCUUACAAUUUUGUAAAGAACCAUUAUGCCAAAAUUAUAUAUCCUCAAUUUAUUAUAUUUAUUGUGUAUUUCAUUUUUUAAUUAUUUAAUGACUCUGGUAUUUAUCUGUGAAAUCGUUUUGCCCUCAAAAGUAGUCCACAUAAUAUUAAAUUGGAGAUUGUUUCUUGGAAAAAUGUGAAAUUCUGUGGUGAUGCUAAUUAAAAAAUUCUGUAUUUCUAUUUUUA
Messenger RNA from Parus major (Great Tit), 2723 nucleotides. It is a transcript of the gene GPR132, whose product is annotated as G protein-coupled receptor 132. The transcript has 2 exons. The coding region runs from base 99 to 1202 and encodes 367 amino acids. Gene Ontology annotation, cellular component: membrane. Gene Ontology annotation, biological process: G protein-coupled receptor signaling pathway; negative regulation of G2/M transition of mitotic cell cycle; G1/S transition of mitotic cell cycle. Gene Ontology annotation, molecular function: G protein-coupled receptor activity. Lineage: Eukaryota; Metazoa; Chordata; Aves; Passeriformes; Paridae. The record is from RefSeq and is a predicted model, not a curated record.